AUGGCUCCGUUACACCCCGAAAGGAUCAAACGCCGAUUCCUCAACAAAGGAAAGGAAACCGCCCCACCUGCCCAAGACCCAACGGCAGCACCCGUUCAAGAGUUACUUCCAAUAGUCCAAGUGCCAGCUACCGCCCGAUUGCAGGGAUACAGGCCCCGAAACACCGCGCUCGCACACCAACUUAAUUGUGCACGGAGCGAACUAAUCAUCAAGGCGGCGGUGGAGGAAGCGGAAACAGACUCUAGCAUAUUUUUCCUACUAUUACAAGAACCAUGGACCUCAACAGAGGGAUACCCACCAGAAUCAAAUCUCUUUUACCUUUUUACAGCCAGCAACACCAAUACAAAAUGCGCAACAUAUGUCCGCAAACAUGCCAACCUUAAACCAAAACACCACUAUACAUACGAUAACUUUAUAGUAUCGAUUACGGUAGAAAUCCAGACCAAGAAAACCCAAAUCCUAAACAUAUACUCCUCAGGGCGAAGUGGCCCCUUUGCCCAAAUAGCAAACACAAUCCAAACCCUCGAUAAUUGCCUAGUAAUGGGAGACUUCAACUGCCACCAUCAAAUGUGGUAUGGAGUAACCUCAUAUGAAUACAGGAACAACAUUCGAGCAGACCGCGCCAACGGAGUCUAUACGCACUUCCCUAGAGAUAGAGGGAAAAGGCCCACAAUCAUCGACCUGACAUUUGUAAAAGGCCCAGUACUUGACCACAACCUACGAUGGAGCACUGAACCCUAUGGAGUGGGCUCAGACCACGGGAAAACCUCUGUCCAUCUACACUUGGAAAAACCACCCUUUGUACCAAGACGAAUGUGGCAACAAACAGACUGGAAGCUAUUGGAUAACCACAUAUCAAAUCUUUCCCUCCCUGCAGAAGCAUGGGAAACCAAGGAACAUACGGAACAAACUGUCGAAUUCUUCCUAGAACUGGUCAAGUCAAUAAUCAAUAUAGUAACGCCACUCUCGAAGGAGGGGGUAAGAGCCAACUCCUGGUGGUCAGACGAAAUGAAACAAAUGAAGGCAAGGGUAAACUCGGCAGAGAGGAAGUGUUACGGGCAUGCCAA
Messenger RNA from Morchella sextelata, 1067 nucleotides. RefSeq lists its product as uncharacterized. The annotation marks the transcript as partial. The record is from RefSeq and is a predicted model, not a curated record. The transcript has 3 exons. NCBI's taxonomy places the organism in Eukaryota, Fungi, Ascomycota, Pezizomycetes, Pezizales, Morchellaceae. Gene Ontology annotation, molecular function: catalytic activity.